AUGAAAAAGUAUACAAACUUAGGAAAAGUCUUGUAUAUGAAUCUAGUUCUAACAUUUCAUUUAUCUUAAUGCUUAGCCUUAGCCAGUCUUUUGCCCUAAAUAGCUGAAUAAAAUAACUACCCUUCUUUAGGUGAACUAGGAUUAAUUUGCAUAUACACUGUAAAUCUAAUUUUCAAUCUGAUUGGUAUUGUUAUAACAUAAUAUGUUAAUAUUAGCUCCUCUUUAUUUGACUAAAAUGAAAUAUAGAUAUGGAUUUGUCUUUCAAGCAGUUUUAGUGUUGCCUUGCUUUAUACCUGCUUUUUAUGUAUCAAGAUGUGAUGGAGACAACGUAGUUGAUUUAAUAUGUAAUCCAUUAAUGUUGAUUCCUCUAACACUCAUAGGAUGCGUGUUUUUAGGAGCUGGAUUAGGUGGAUAUUUUGUUCUCUAAAAUACAUAUGUAAGUGAUUGUACAAGUGAGAAAAAUAAAGAGUUAUAUUUUGGAAUAACUUAUAUGUUACUAGGAUGUGCAUAUUUGCUGAAUGGUGUAACAUCUGAUUAAUUAUUAAAAUAUAUUGGCAGAGAGAGUUUCUUUUUUUAUAGUGGAUUAUUAGAAUGUGGAUUAUCUAUUUUAUUUAUUUUUGUUUAACAACCUGAUAAGAUUUAGAUUUAUGAGGCAGAUUAAAAGAUGAUUCAAAAUGAUUCUUUUGGAAAAUCUGAAGCUUAGAUUGCAAACGUUAAUGAAGAAUUUGCAAAAAUAGGAUUCAAAGAAUAACUUAAAUAGAUCAUAUUGAAAUUUUAAUUGAAGGAAAUGAAAUUUUUAUUUUCUUUAUUUAUUUCUACUGGUGUAGUAAUAGGUUUUGAGUUUGGAAUUUUUCAUAAAUUCAUUUCCUCCUCUCUUCCUGACGAAGAUGAAAUAACAGUGAAUAUGAAAACAGCAAGAAUCUUCCUAUAUGUUGGAGUAGCUUAAAUUUUCAGCGGGGUUUGUAAUGGUUUAUCUAGAUCUUUUGUUGGAAUUAUUCAAAAUUCAAUCUUUUAUGGAAAUGCUUUUUAAUGCAUGAAUAUAAUUGCUAUUCUUAGUGCAUUCCAACAAAAUUACAAUAUCAAUAUAAUUUUAGGCUUAUUAAUGUAUAAUAUAGAAUUAAAUAACUAGAGGAUUUACCGACAAUUCAGGAUAAUUUAAUUCGGCUGUUAUUAUUUCAGAUAUUUGGAAUGAAGAUAUGGCAAUUUUUGGAUUAUAUUUGUUUUGUCAAAAUUUUGGAGUUAUGUUUAUAAAUCUUGUUGCUAUCUUUCUUGACGGAUAAUCUUUAGUCUAUUAUUUAAUAUUGUUGAUUAUUCUUUAAUGUGCUACUAGUUAUUCGUAAUAAUAAUUUAAAAGGUCACAACAAAAGGAAUGA
Messenger RNA from Paramecium primaurelia, 1373 nucleotides. Lineage: Eukaryota; Ciliophora; Oligohymenophorea; Peniculida; Parameciidae. The record is from the annotation of a GenBank genome assembly.